AUGCUUCGAUUGGUGGCAUUCAUUUUUGCGAUCAUGUCAACAUCAAAGGCUCUGGUCUGUUAUGAGAACGACGACGACGGUAAUGUCAAAGAAGUUUCCAAUGACGAAUGGACCUAUUGUGCACUCAUUCCGGAAACAGAUCGAGCUCAAGGGAGGGUGUUCGGCAUCGGACAGGACGUGGAAAGCCUAAGCGGCUACGAUAGCACCUUCAACCAAUCUGACGCUCUUUACAAAGUGCUCUCAGUCUGCAUAUACGAGAAAUACGACUUGGCCAAACUGUCGCCACGUUUUGCACGACCGGAAUUCCUAUUCCGCUGUGUCUGCAAUUACGAUCGAUGCAAUUCACACAACACUUUCCAAGGCUAUCUGUACGGUGUUCGUCAGGAUAACCAGUGA
Molecule: messenger RNA, 396 nt
Organism: Haemonchus placei
Lineage: Eukaryota; Metazoa; Nematoda; Chromadorea; Rhabditida; Trichostrongylidae
Source: the annotation of a GenBank genome assembly